Molecule: messenger RNA, 1151 nt
Organism: Purpureocillium takamizusanense
Lineage: Eukaryota; Fungi; Ascomycota; Sordariomycetes; Hypocreales; Ophiocordycipitaceae
Product: Protein N-terminal methyltransferase
Exons: 3
Coding region: 75-881 (268 amino acids)
Biological process (GO): N-terminal protein amino acid methylation
Cellular component (GO): cytoplasm
Molecular function (GO): N-terminal protein N-methyltransferase activity
Source: RefSeq, a predicted model, not a curated record
AUGGAUCCGAGGCCUCAUCUGUUGAGAACCUCCUUUGCGGAUGCGAGAAGCUUUCAGAUCGUGAAGCUGUUCGAAUGCCAACGACAGCCUGUCGGGGAGAAGCUCAGCAGGUGCUGUCCGUCAGGUUGACCGUCUGCGCAAUGGACGACAACAGACAAAACGAGGAACCCCGCCUCUCCGGCCAAGCACCAUCAAUUUCAGAUAGCCCGAACAACUCUAACCGCGGCAGGACAUACUGGGAACAAGCCAAUGCUGAUAUCAAUGGAAUGCUUGGCGGCGUUCCGGCCAUUGGGGGGUUCAGUUCUGUUUCCAGAAUUGAUCUUCAAGGGUCUCGCACGUUUUUAGCAAGGCUCGGCAUAGGUGUCAAGUGUGGCCGGAAGCCCGUCAUUAACGCCGUCGACGGCGGUGCAGGAAUAGGGAGAGUCACGGAGGGCUUGUUGCUCCGCAUAGCCGAGCAUGUCGACAUUGUUGAGCCCGUGUCCAAAUUUACCGACCACCUAAAGGGGACAACAGGAGUGCGGACCAUAUUUAAUGUCGGGCUAGAGGACUGGCAGCCCGAGAAAGGGAUCGAAUACGAUCUGAUCUGGACACAGUGGUGCUUGGGCCAUCUGCAGGACAGCCAACUGAUAGAAUACCUCAAGCUUUGCAAGACCGUGCUAAGGCCAGACAGUGGCGUAAUGGUCAUCAAGGAGAACCUCAGUACCGGCAGCGUCGAUAUGUUCGAUGAUACAGAUGGUAGCGUCACAAGGCGAGAUGAGACGUUUCGGCGUCUCUUUGAAGCGGCGGAACUGAAGCUGGUGAAGACGGAGCUACAGCGCGGAUUCCCCGAAAUCCCACCGAGGAGGCUUCUCCCAGUGAGGAUGUAUGCGCUCAAACCCUGAAAUGUCUCAAGAACUCCGGCGGCUACAAUAAUAUUCGAAAAGUCAGACGUGAGCCCCCAAUUAGGGCAUCUCGAUACACCUCGCAGCAGCUCGGCGUUAUGAACAAGUGAGACUCCACGGGGAAACGGCGACAUGUUGCUUAUCAGACGAACUUUGGUUGCAGAGACCCAUUUUAGCCGGAUGGCCUGCUUCCCGAAUCUAUACAUUGAACAGGAGCAGGGAUGUCCAAAAGCCCAGGGGCAAAUUCAGUGAAUGGUGAAGAGAGGCCGG